Molecule: messenger RNA, 1233 nt
Organism: Telopea speciosissima
Lineage: Eukaryota; Viridiplantae; Streptophyta; Magnoliopsida; Proteales; Proteaceae
Product: protein FAR1-RELATED SEQUENCE 5-like
Exons: 6
Coding region: 1-1233 (410 amino acids)
Biological process (GO): regulation of DNA-templated transcription
Source: RefSeq, a predicted model, not a curated record
AUGUCCAAACUACUGCUUUCACCGGUUGAUAAUAGUGUUGAAGAUGUGUCUGUCCAGGACAGAGCUCGGAUUGGCAUGACUUUCGAAUCUGAAAAUGCUGCAUAUGAGUUUUAUAAUCAGUAUGGUAGAAAGAUAACAAACAUAUUUUGGGCAAAUCCGAGGAUGCUCAUUGACUAUGCACUGUUUGGUGAUGUUGUUAUCUUUAACACUACGUUUUGCACAAACAAGGAGUACAAGCCUUUUGGAAUUUUUGAGGAUUCAACCAUCAUAAGGAAGAAGCCCAAAACCAUUUUUACUGAUCAAGAUGCUGCAAUGGCAAGGGCAAUAGGUGAGGUUUUACCUGAAACACGACAUGGAUUGUGUACCUGGCAUACAAUGCAGAAUGGGAUAAAACAUCUUGAUGAUUACCAACUUGAGAAUAAUUCAUGGUUAACUCAGAUUUAUAGUAUUAAACAUAAAUGGGCACGUUGUUAUAUGAAAUACACUAUCACACUUGGUGUGAAGAGCACACAACUCAUUGAAAGUAUUAACAGUGAUUUGAAAAUUUAUUUGAGACCCACAUUGAAUCUUGUACGAUUUUUUAAGCAAUUUGAAUGGAUUGUUGAGGAUAAACGUGCUAAUGAAUUGAAGGCUGACUUUGAAGCAAGAAAUACACUUCCUAGGACCAUGGGUUGCAACGCACCAAUGCUGAGACAAGCAGGAAGAGUUUAUACCGCUUACAUAUUUAAUGAAUUUAGGAAGGAGCAUGAUAUAUUUCUUGCUUGCUCUGUAAAAGAUCAUAUAUUGGAAUGGUUGAUGAGGAAGCUAGUAAACCAAGCAGCUAAUAUAGACGUUGAUUUUGAGAUGGCCAACAUUAAUGCUGAUAUUUUGGGUAAAGAGUUUGCAACACUGACUGUAGCAUGUCCUACUACAAAAGACUCAGUUCAAUGCUCUGAAGCUUAUAGGGAUUUAGUGCUAAAAAGAAAAGAAGGUAGGAAAGGUGGUGGCAAAAGACAUAAGGUCUUCAUUGAAACUAAGGGAAAGCAGAAGAAACUUAAUAAAACAGUUAGAAGCCAAACCUCUGUUAGCAUGGAAACACUAGAAGAACCAUCUCAAAGCCUUGCUACAUCAGAUGUUCGUGGUGUAUCUCAAUAUACGAAGAACUGGCCUUUCAGAUCACUUUUAUUGCAUGGAGACCGCUUCCAGAAAGCUUGGACAAUGAAGAAUAGUGUUAUGAAAAAUAGCUUGUUUUGA